AUGGGUCCUCAGAAUACAAUUGCCCAACCUAAGGCAACUUUCGAAAAUCCUUCCGUUCAAUUUUUUUUCAAAGUUCUAUCAUUUUGCUGCUCAACUGGAAAUGAAACUUCCGAGAUGUGCACUGCAACCCCUCUACUUCGCAACUAUGGACAAAUUCGACCCUGUAAUUUUUCAUGCUCUGCAACUGACCUAUUGAAAUGGACAGAAUCACAGCGGCGACGGGCGCAGACAGUUCACAAGUUUUGGCUGCCUCCACCAGUUGAGAUCGAAGGCAUCACAUGGGCUACGCCUCUUUGGGUUACCAACCGUCUGAAAUCACUUCGUGUCACCUCCGGCCUUCAACGUCACUGGCUAGACGAAUCAGGUCAAUCCGACUCUAAAAUCAACUCUAGUAGUGCCGAUUCAACACAAUCCCUAGACGCUCCCAAUGGAGCUGAAAGUGGCGGUGUUAGACAGCGUGCUCUCUCUGAUCCUCGCGCUCCUGGUCUGUCAUUAUUUUUCCAACAGACCCCGUCAAAUCCCCAGACGUCCGUACAACAACGUGACCAGCCACCCAGUACCCCCUCUGUUCGUCAUUCGGUGGCCUUCUUUGACACCCCCGCAACUCCUCGUCUAGCUAUCCCACCUUCCACCCCUUUGCUCUCGGCAACACCAGUUUCGAUUAAGGACAAGAAUCGGGCCAUAUUUGAUCUACCUCUUAUUGUAAGAACUGCUCCCUGA
Rodentolepis nana is the source of this 720-nucleotide messenger RNA. Lineage: Eukaryota; Metazoa; Platyhelminthes; Cestoda; Cyclophyllidea; Hymenolepididae. The record is from the annotation of a GenBank genome assembly.